Nematocida parisii ERTm1 is the source of this 2047-nucleotide messenger RNA. RefSeq lists its product as uncharacterized. NCBI's taxonomy places the organism in Eukaryota, Fungi, Microsporidia. The record is from RefSeq and is a predicted model, not a curated record. The transcript has a single exon. The coding region runs from base 1 to 1821 and encodes 606 amino acids.
AUGAAUGAUGACAAGCAAAGGCUAGAAUUAAAAAAGCAGCUACAAAAUGAAUUCUCUAAGCUUAAUGGUAUGCAUUUAACCAUAGAAGAAAAUCAGUUUAAACUAGUGCCAAUAAUACUGAAUAUAUACAGAAGAAAUUCUACAUUUAAAAGAAAGUAUCCAUCACUAAAUAACAUAGCGUAUAACACAUUUAUAAUGGUGUUAAAGUAUCAGACCAUUCUUAUUAAGGAAGUAACCACGGAUAGUAUUAUUUCUAUGCUUGAGAAAUCACUGUGCACUACUGAAGCUCUUAUGGACAGUAUUGAGAACGGAGCAGAGCUUAUAGAAAAUGAUGAGCAGAAAAUGGCAUACUAUAAUAUGAUGGAUAAACUUCAUAUACUUACAAAACUACCCGCACAGCUUUUCAUGUCUAUGCACUUAGAUGCUUGUUAUGCAUUCUAUUUAUACACUCCGAGUAUAUCCUUUGAAAAAAUCUCUAGAAAUGAGGCAAUGGGCAAAUUAUGUGAGCUAACUAGAUCUGGAGAGUAUUCAAAUUUUGAAAGACUAUUAGAAAUAUUCACAGAGAAUGCAGGUAAUUUUGUAAAAUAUGAUAAAAAUGGCAUGAAACGGUCAAACUUAGCCAAUCUUAACUUAUCAGACGAGGAUAUCUAUUUGUUAUAUCUACUUACAACACAAACAACUGAUGAUUUAUACCAUUUGAUAACUGCCAUGGACAAUUCUAUAUCGGUUAAAAGCAAAAAAGUUACUAAAAAAGAAGUAGUGAAUGGAUUUGGAUCACACCGCUUUGAAAGGUUGAUAGGAUUGCCACUCUUUAAAGAUGCAGUUUGUGUUUCUUUAAGUUUAGCCCAAAAGGCUUCUAAAACAGCUUCUUUUAUCAAGUCUGCUACACUAAAUGCAUUUUCUUUCUUAGUUAAUUCAGCGCUUGGCUCUUCUUAUUUAUAUAUAAAAUUAGCUAAAAACAGAGCUAUCGCAAGUGCAUAUGAUAAAGCAUCUAGUCCUACACGAUUCAGCUGUAUAUUUAAUAUAGUGCCAAUGGCAAUCACUAGCGAUCAGACUGUGCGGUCAUAUAAUGCCAUUCUUAAUACUAUAAUUGGAAUAGGACUAUAUACAUACCAAAAUUGCGAAAUAUUCACUUUAUAUAACCAAGAGGUAGACUAUACAAUUAAUAGAAUAUGCCAUUUAUACGAUUUAAACCCAGAUACAUUUAAGAGCAAUGUAAUUGAAAAGCAUCGGGAUAACAUUAAAAACCAGCUAAGUGCUAUUUUUAGCACACCCGUUAAUAUAUCACUAGAUGCCGUAUUAGAUAAAUCAUUAAAUGAAAUGGAAGCACUUCAUAAUGAUAUGGCAUUUAUUGCAUCUAUUGAUGAAACAGCUGAUAUUGUUAAUAGAAUUGACACAAUCACCAAAGAUAUUAAUCCAAAUAUGUAUAUGCACACAGUUAGUAUAAAUAUAGAAGAAUUAGAAUUAGAAGAAAUCAGUGAUACUGAUUCUAAUGACAUAUUCUACGAUGCCAAUUUAUAUAUAGAAGACCACAUAGAGAAAAAUAAUGAAAGUUCAGAUGAUACAUUCUACAGUGCCCCAUAUACUAUAAAUGAAGAAAUUAUUCCCAUGAACAUCCAAAGAAAACUGCCAUUUCUAAACCCAAUCUCCAUAGCAAUUGCAAUGAUUAUCUUAUUAUUAUCUAUUAGUCUAUUUGUAUUAUACCACACAGAAGUAAUUUUGUUUAUGAAAGACGUUGCAUCCGAGAUUGAUGAUCUCUCUGCCUUAGAUUUAAUAAUUAAGAAUUCAAAGAUUAUUCUUAAACAGACCUGUAUCUAUUAGAUCUAUUAACUAUACAUAUACCAUCCUCUUAUAUGUUAAUUUAUCCAGUAUAUUAAUACUCUCAUUAUAUACAGAUUAAUCAUCAUCCAUGCAUCCCUUCAAUCAGAAUAAUUUAUUCUGUACAUAUUAUAAUACUUUUUGUAAUAACCCGAAUUGCCACAAGUAUUUUCCUAUAUUAACUAUAAAAUAUGUAUAGUAUACAAGUAAAUACAUUUAAUAACCAACC